Messenger RNA from Didymodactylos carnosus, 1368 nucleotides. The record is from the annotation of a GenBank genome assembly. NCBI's taxonomy places the organism in Eukaryota, Metazoa, Rotifera, Eurotatoria, Philodinida, Philodinidae.
AUGCUACUUAUUCUAGUUUUUCGUAUAUUACAAAAUUAUCGACAAUUUUUAAAUAAAUUAUUAAUAUUUAACGAUAUAACAGUAACCGAUGAAAUCUCAGUGAAAAUUUGUCAAACAAUUUCAUCAUCCUCAUCAUCGAUUAGUGAUUAUUUAUCAGAAAUGUCAUAUUCAUCUAAAACUAGCCGUCCAUAUCAACAAUCAUCAAAAAAUUUAAUGCAAUUUACUGAAAUAUAUCCAACAAAUGAUAAAUUAUCAGGACCAUCACCUAGAAGUGGUCAUCGAGCUGUUAUAACCGAUUCUGAUCUAUGGUUAUGGGGUGGCUAUUUUCCACGUCAAGUAAAUCAAAAUGAAUCAAUGUUUCGAGAAUUAUGGAGAUAUAAUUUUGCCAUGAAACGAUGGACAAAAGAAGAAACAGCUGGUGAUGGUCCAUCAUUAACAUUAGCUUCACAUGCUGUUUGUCUUCAUCGAAAUCUAAUGUUUGUAUUUGGUGGAACGGGUUUUCCAUUUGGUCAACACGGUUCAAAUGAUCUUUAUACAUUGAAUUUAAAACAACGAAUAUGGAAACGUCAUAAAUUAUUGAAAGAACCACCGGGAAAAGUAUAUGGAGCGAGUAUGUUAAUUAAAGAUAAAUAUUUAUAUAUUUUAUGUGGAACAAAUAGUUUACAAUAUAAUUCUGAUGUAUAUCAAAUUAAUUUAUCAACAAUGGAGAGUAAAAAAAUUGGACAUACAUUUGAUGAAAUUGAAGAACCAUCUGAUGCGGGACGAUAUCGUCAAGAAGUUGUAUUACACAAUGAUAAAAUAUUCGUUUUUGGUGGUGGAGGAAUUUCAGGCAUCUCUUUUUCAUUGAAACUGAUUCCCAUAUUUGAUCUCGAUACACAUCUGUGGUCAUUUUGUAAAACGACACCGGAUCCUGUACAUAGUUAUCCGUCUGAAAGAAAAUUUCAUAGUGUAUUUAAAAUAAGUGAAAAUCGUUUAUUAAUGUUUGGUGGUGCACAUUUUGAUACUCAAUUAAAUCAACAUGUUUUAGUCGAAAAACAUUUAUGGUCAUUUGAUUUAAAUAAAUUAGAAUGGACAAUGUUACCGAUAGAAAUGCCAAUGCCAACUUAUUUUCACGCAUCUGCAAUAAAUCAACGUGGCGAAAUAUGGACACAUGGCGGCGUUUUAUUAACGGAUAAUGAUCAUGAUAGUGAUGAAAUAAAUGAAAGACGUAUUUCAAAUUUAUUUAUGAUUUAUGUUCGUCCAAUGACUCUACAAGAAAUAGCAUGGUCUAAUUUUGUAACAAAAAUUCUUGAUAAAAAUAUAUUAAAAAAACAUUCGUUAUUAUUACAUUCAAUGAUCCCACAAAAAUUUCUUAAUAGAAUGCAUUGA